Anoplopoma fimbria (sablefish) is the source of this 1130-nucleotide messenger RNA. RefSeq names its product regulator of G protein signaling 17 (gene rgs17). The coding region runs from base 468 to 1097 and encodes 209 amino acids. The record is from RefSeq and is a predicted model, not a curated record. NCBI's taxonomy places the organism in Eukaryota, Metazoa, Chordata, Actinopteri, Perciformes, Anoplopomatidae. The transcript has 6 exons.
CGUUCGGUGCUGAAGUGGGGCGGAUGGCAGAGAAAAAAACAGCGGCGAUGGACGUUUCACCGCAGGAUUCACACCCACGAUGUCGCUAAACAAGCAUCGGGACACCCUGGGACACUGACAGCCCGACACCAAGAGGAUGCUGUACCUUCACUGCUCCCUGCACUCUCAAGUCCAUAAAUGACCCUUUCACCGAGAUCUGAGAGGAGCGGGUUCAAAUAAGGAAGCAAGGAGAGGAAGAAGUCCCAUUUCAUCUCCGCUCUCGUGUCCCAUUUUGUGCCAGUCCAUCAGGGAUGGUGAGACCAGCAACCUCUCUUUCCAGUGAGCCAAACAGCCGGUCCGCUAGCCAAACAGACGCCCAGACAGCCCACCAGUCGGUCACUCCGUCAACAAGCCCGCUAUCGUCCAGCAACCUAUUACCUCACGCCAUGACUGCUCUCUCUGACCUGUUUUUAGGAACUCACUAAUUCAUGCCCCGUAGUGUGAGUGGAGUGGAGAUGAGAAAAAGGCAGGCGGCGCACAUCGAGGCCCCCCCCCAGGCCCCCGGACAACCCCGACCCAACACCUGCUGCCUCUGCUGGUGCGGCUGCUGCAAGUGUCUCUGGAAUGAAGACAGGUUGGAGAGGAGUGAACGACAGACCUGCACCAAGAUGGACAGUAUUGAAGCUGCGGAUGAACAACACCCCAGUCUAGACGAGGUGCUGUCGUGGGCACGGAGCUUUGAGAUGAUGCUGCGCUCGCUGGAGGGCCGGGAGGUCUUCCAGGAGUUCCUGCGCUCGGAGUACAGCGAGGACAACCUGCUUUUCUGGUUGGCCUGCGAGGAGCUGAAAAAGGAGACGGAUCCCGUGGUGGUGGAGGACAAGUCCAGGAUCAUAUACGAAGACUACGUGUCCAUAUUAUCACCCAAAGAGGUGAGUCUGGACUCGCGGGUCAGAGAAGGAAUAAACCAGACCCUGACGGAGCCCAGCAACCUGAUGUACGAGGAGGCCCAGUUCCAGAUCUACACCCUCAUGCACCGUGAUUCCUACCCACGUUUCCUCAACUCCUCCGUUUACAGAGACCUCCUGGCCAACAGGAGGCGCACCUGCCUCGACCCCUAGACUCCUCCGCCCUCCCUCAUCGCCAUCGUACGC